AUGGUGUAUGGACAGGUGUUUCCCCAGCACAGCUCUGGAGACUGCUUCAUCAAUGUUAAUGUCGGAGGUUUCAAACAGCAGAUGGAGCACACGGUGCUGCAACGCUUCCCACAGACGCGUCUUGGGCGUCUCCUGUGCUGCAGCUCCAAAGAAGCCAUCCUGGAACUCUGCGACGAGUUCAGUCCCUCUGAGAUGGAGUUCUACUUUGAUCGCAGUCCCCAUUUCUUCUGUUACGUGCUCAACUUUUACCUCACGGGUAAAAUGCACCUGGCAGACGGAUUAUGUGUGAUUUCAUUCGUCCAGGAGAUUGAAUACUGGGGCAUCAAGGAGCGUCAUCUGGACCUUUGCUGCAGCAACAAAUUCUAUGAGCUGAUGGAGGUGGCUGGGGACAAGCAGUGGGACCAGAUGAGCGAUGAAGUGCAGCUCAACAGCUCAGCCUCUUCCACUGAGGAGCCGUCAGCCUCGGAGGACAACAUAGAAAUGUUUGAAGGCUCCUGGUGCGCAGAUGUUCGCAGCAAUAUUUGGAUUCGACUUGAGAAUCCAGGUCACUCCACUUCAGCCAAAGCAAUUGCUGUGGCCUCCCUGAGCAUGGUUAUCAUCUCCAUUGUAGCCAUGUGCGUUAACAGCAUGCCGGACUUCAACCAGUUCGAUGUCAACGACCAAGAAGUCGAAAACCCAGUGAUGAACUUCUUUGAGAACUUCUGUGUCCUGUUCUUCUCUGUAGAGUUCAUCCUCCGUUUGGCUGUUGCACCAUCGGCGAAGAGGUUCUUGUGCCGUCCUCUCAAUAUCAUUGACUUCAUGACAGUUAUGCCCUUUUAUGUCACUUUGGCCUGUGACAUGAUGGCUGAAGGCGAUAGCACAGAGCUGGAGAACGUUGGCAAAGUGGUGCAGAUCUUGAGGUUGAUGCGAGUGUUUCGCAUCCUGAAACUUGCCCGCCACUCGGCCGGCCUUCGCUCCCUCGGUUCCACCCUGCGAGACAGCUUCAGCGAGGUCGGCCAGCUGAUGCUUUUCUUGUCUGUGGGCAUCUCCGUGUUCUCUUCUCUUAUUUACUUUGUGGAAAAUGAAUCUAAAGAGUCAGAUCUGGAGACCAUACCUAUUUGCUGGUGGUGGGCCACCAUCAGCAUGACGACGGUGGGCUACGGGGACACCAUCCCUGUUACGCCAGCUGGGAAGGUGGUAGGCUCCCUGUGCAUCAUCUGCGGACUGCUGAUUGUAGCUCUGCCCAUAACUAACAUCUUCAACAAGUUCUCCAAGUUCUACGAGAAAAAAGGCACAUAGAUCUCAGACAGAACAA
Limanda limanda (common dab) is the source of this 1294-nucleotide messenger RNA. RefSeq names its product potassium voltage-gated channel subfamily S member 3-like. NCBI's taxonomy places the organism in Eukaryota, Metazoa, Chordata, Actinopteri, Pleuronectiformes, Pleuronectidae. Gene Ontology annotation, cellular component: membrane; voltage-gated potassium channel complex. The transcript has a single exon. Gene Ontology annotation, biological process: potassium ion transmembrane transport; protein homooligomerization. Gene Ontology annotation, molecular function: voltage-gated potassium channel activity; protein binding. Bases 1 to 1278 code for a protein of 425 amino acids. The record is from RefSeq and is a predicted model, not a curated record.